Molecule: messenger RNA, 597 nt
Organism: Blepharisma stoltei
Lineage: Eukaryota; Ciliophora; Heterotrichea; Heterotrichida; Blepharismidae
Source: the annotation of a GenBank genome assembly
AUGGAAAGUUGGAUCGAUAAAUUCUUUCCGUCUUGCUGCGCAAGAGGGCGACCGAACAUUAGUCCUGAUUAUAGCCGCUCAGAUACUACCGAAAUUAACUCAUAUUCGCCGUGCAAAGUACGAGAAGAAGAAACAAUUGACAUUUUGUCACCAAAACUAUCAGGGCAUGCCUUGCAAGCAGUUGCAGAAACAGAUGAAAAUAAACUAGCAAAAUAUAUUACAAUACAUGAAAUUUCUCCACAGGAACUAUCUAAAAAUGAUAAGCCUUUACUAUCAAUUGAAGAUAGCCCGGUUGAAAUAAAAGAAGAACAAAAGGAAGUUAUGGACUUAAACAGCGGAAACAGCACUCAAUCUUCUUCGAACUCAAUGGAUAAAGUCUAUGCGCUUCUAGAUAACUUCAAAUGCGCUAAUUGCUCGAAAAAGGCAGCAGGAUGGUGCACCGGGUGCCCUACUAAACGAUACUGUGUAGAGUGCUUUAGUAUGGUGCAUAGAAAUAGUGACUUAGCUCAUAAAUUCUGUAAAUACAAGACAAAAUCAAUAUCAAGGACAGUCCUUCAUGCUUUAACUGCUUUAUCAGUAAAGAAGCCAAAGGAAUAG